CCUUAACCUGCCCUGUCCUUUUUAACUUUGCUAUCCGAACAAGUCUUAGGGAGGUGCAGCAACGAGCGAACCGUCGCCCCAGUGCAUAUUUUGGUUUAUUUUUUCUACAAUUUUACGUUUCUCUGAUUCAACUAACCUGGUUCCCGGAACCAAGUGACUGCGUGGCGUUAAAAAGCUUGGACUAAUAUUAUUUGCUAGAAACGCCGGUUUGUCAUCUAUGGGCGCCUCCCCAUUUUUAUCACAACUUACAUGAAUCAACAGCGUACGAAGAAAGGUGAGGUGGGGCUGGAGGAGGUGGUGGUGAUCGUUGCCAACAUCGUGCAUGUAUGUGCUGUCCAAAUACUAGCUCGUUCACCAGCUUGCAGGUGCAUCACAUUAUGCACGGAUGCAGCAAAGGGUCACUCGUGUCUGGGUAAGUCCUUAAUCGUUCCUCUAGAUAAUAAUGAGUCUACCAGGCAUGUUCAUUCAACCGUGUCUCCUCAAUUUGACUCAAGCUCUUUGCUAGAAGAUGGGUGGAUAUCAAACUUACCAUGGGGCAGAGUUUGUAUUAUUA
Blastomyces gilchristii SLH14081 is the source of this 553-nucleotide messenger RNA. RefSeq lists its product as uncharacterized. The annotation marks the transcript as partial. NCBI's taxonomy places the organism in Eukaryota, Fungi, Ascomycota, Eurotiomycetes, Onygenales, Ajellomycetaceae. The record is from RefSeq and is a predicted model, not a curated record. The transcript has a single exon.